AUGGAAUGCUUUCCGCGGCAGUCUAGGAGGCGGCUUUUGUACGCCUUGAGUGCUGCCUUUAUAUUUGUCUUUUUCUUCACCCAAUUCCACAUCAGGGCUGGUCCCGGGCAGGCUCGGCGGCCAUGGACCUAUGGCACGCGCAGUCUGGCAGACGACAUCUACAACACCACUCUAGGCUUUGAAAAGAUCUUUGUGAUCAGCCUACCGUCCCGGACAGAUCGCCGCGAUGGCAUGGCGCUGCAGGCGGCGCUGAGCAAUUUCGAGUUUGAGUUUAUCGAUGGCGUACCGGGCGAGAAUGUGCCUGAUAAGGCGAUCCCAGCCAAGAAGAAGGAUCGCGCCAGUAACGGAGUGAUUGGAAUCAUCCAACGGAACCUAACCUCAGCACUAAUCCUCGAAGACGACGCCGACUGGGACAUCCGCAUCAAGCAACAACUCCACGACUUUGCCCUGUCAACCCAAGCCCUCAUCCAACCACUGGCAGCACGCCCCAACUCCUACGCAGACCCAACCUACCCAUCCCCACCUACCAACAUGGACCCUCCCAGCGAACUCACACCCCCCGAACUAGACUUCCACCACCUCCCCACCACCCUCCCCGCCACUCUCUCCCCGUACGGCGACAACUGGGACAUCCUCUGGCUAGGCCACUGCGGGAUGCACUUCCCCUUCCCCGACACCCCAAUCCCUCAAGGCCGGGUCAUCCGCCUACACGACACCACCGUCGCGCCCAAACGCCAUCUCUGGGGGUUCACAGUCCCCUUCACCCUCAAGGAGACCUACCCCGAGCAUACCCGGGCCGUGCACCACGUGCAGGAAGGCGUCUGUACCCAAGCUUAUGCGGUCAGCCAGCGCGGCGCACGAAGAUUGCUGUACGAGGUUGGUUUGAAGGACGUCACGGAGGGGUAUGAUAUUCUGCUGCGGUUCUUUUGUGAGGGGGUUCAGGGGAGGGAGGAGGGAAGGCAGUGCCUGACGACGCAGCCGGGGUUAUUUCAGAGCCAUACUCCUGUGGGGAAGCCGGGAAGUGAUAUUGGAGCAGCGGAUGGGGAGUUUCGGGAGAGGGCUAUGACGGAUAUGGUCAGGUGGAGUGUGAGGUUGAAUGCGGCGGUUUUGAUGAAGGGGAGGGUGGAGGAUGUUGUGGAUCAAUAUCCGGAUGAGGAGUACCUGGGUGGGGGAUAG
Molecule: messenger RNA, 1176 nt
Organism: Canariomyces notabilis
Lineage: Eukaryota; Fungi; Ascomycota; Sordariomycetes; Sordariales; Chaetomiaceae
Product: glycosyltransferase family 25 protein
Exons: 3
Coding region: 1-1176 (391 amino acids)
Source: RefSeq, a predicted model, not a curated record